This is a messenger RNA of Westerdykella ornata, 1575 nucleotides long. RefSeq lists its product as uncharacterized. NCBI's taxonomy places the organism in Eukaryota, Fungi, Ascomycota, Dothideomycetes, Pleosporales, Sporormiaceae. The transcript has a single exon. The record is from RefSeq and is a predicted model, not a curated record. The coding region runs from base 127 to 1425 and encodes 432 amino acids.
AUCACUUGGCACAGUUCCAUCUUGGCAUAUUCCAUAUUCGUCCCAAAGUUCUCAAUGUCAACCACCGAUUACAGCACAUCAUGGGCACUUAGGCGUGCCGGAACGCAAUGGUCUUAAUUCACUAAUAUGCAUAUCCGCAUCCCAACACUCUUCCGGAUCUGGUACAGCACUACGUACACGGUUCUCUUUAUCAUACUUCUCCUCUUCCUCGCUCUAACCCCCGGAGACACCAUCUACCAGUCGAUUCGGACGAGAGAGAUUCAGAAACUCUUCAUAGUCGGUGGCGUAUACUUCAUCACCUUCGCCAUAUCGGCGCUGAUUUAUUCGACGCGCCUAUAUACCAAUCGAGUCGUCCUUCAAUCGAUUCCAAAGCCGUACAUACCUGUCGAAGAUGGCGAGGUUGGCAAGCCGGUACGGCGCAUGAUUGUGAAUGCCCUCAGAAGGAGCGCGAUCAUUGCAUGGGAGUCAAGACCCCGGGAUCUGGGAGAAGAAGUUCGUUGCGAGGAGGAGCCAGGAUCAAGGCCUCGAAUGGCAGAGCGAGAAGGCUUCACUCUCAGGCGGCGCGGCCGAGCUUGUACCACGGUUAUCCCACUAUCAGCGGCAUCGCCGCCAUGGGGUCAUAUAUCGCAUCCCGGAUGGGCUUCCCCUUCGUCCUUGGAUUUCGCAAAUCUCCAGUAUUGGAAAGUCAUCCCCGAGCUUCCCAAUCUCUUUGAAGCAAAGGCAGUCUCUCUUGCGCCACCAGAUCCUGCCGUCGAAGAUCAAUUGCGUAUCUUGACAGGGACACCAAUGCUUCCAGAUUCUCAAGUUGUAGCUGCACUACAGCGACCACGUACGAUGGGCCUCAGAGAUUACUUGUCUCGACUGUCCUCAUGCGGUCUGAUUCAACCCCCAAGCUUAGGACCUAUCUUUCUGUCACAGUAUGAACAUGCGCGAUUCUCUGGUCAGGACCUCACUGAGAAUGAGUUUCGAGAAUUGAUGGCGACUUUUGCUGCAAUACUCGAUGGCAUGACAGAAUUGGACCCUGAUAUUAUUGAAGCCAUUCGCCAGGAAGCAGAGAGCUCGGAUUCCCAAACUCUCAGUUCUUCGGAGACUUCAAGUAUCUCGACCACGUCGGGCCUGCCAUACCGUACGCCGCGUCUGCACUCUUACACAGAUUAUACCCCUUCGAGUCAUCAUUCAUCCCGAACUAGCAGUCCCGCCAGUCCGAACACAGUACGCACUGCACCGUCAAUGGCUAGGAAAUCUAGUCCCGACCUCUAUACCCUUCCACCGACUCCCUCAGAGAGGGGUAGGUCCGGUUCCGUCAGACAACGGCGUGUUGCCAGGAGCCCUUCAACGAUUUUACCCAAUUCUUCUUCUUCGUCAUCUUUGAGCUCGCAAUCGGCCCAAUCAGUUAUUCGCACAACUCCUCCCGGGGGCCAUUAAAAAGUUCCAUGAAGAGUUGUCGAUAAUGGCGUUAGCUGAUUUUUGCCUCUUGUAUUUCCAUUACGGAAACUGCCUCAUUUGCUAUGAUACCCCUUGACACGCUUUAUAGUCGACAUUCCGCUACUAUGAAUAUUCUAAUCAACUGAUUAC